Messenger RNA from Struthio camelus australis, 1148 nucleotides. RefSeq names its product sushi, nidogen and EGF-like domain-containing protein 1. The record is from RefSeq and is a predicted model, not a curated record. Lineage: Eukaryota; Metazoa; Chordata; Aves; Struthioniformes; Struthionidae. Gene Ontology annotation, biological process: cell-matrix adhesion.
UUCUCCAGAAACGCAUUUCUCGGCGGCGGCGCUCGCCUUCCUCUCGCCCCCUUUCCGAGCAGGACACGGGAGGAUCCUCAGCCGAGGAUGAAGUCCUCCUUCGCCGUCCUGCUCCUGAUGGCGGGAGCUGUGAGGAGCGUCAUGCCGGCGCAGGACGACGAGCCUCUACUCUACCCCUAUGGUCUGGACCAGCAUGACCACAAAAAUCCUAAGCUCGAUGAUGGGGCAUCGAAGAAGCUCUCCCUCUCCGUACCCUUCACUUUCUACGGCAAGGAGCACCGGUCCCUUUAUGUGAACAACAAUGGCGUGAUCUCCUUCAGCUCCCGGGUCAACCAGUACACCCCUGACCCCUUCCCCCUGGCCGACGGGCGCACUUUCGUCGCGCCGUACUGGGGGGACGUGGACAACGUGCUGGGCGGGGAGGUCUUCUACCGUGAGACCACGGAGCCAGCACUGCUCCAGCGCAUCACCAAGAGCAUCAACCAAUACUUCCCUACGAUCCCCUACACUGCCACGUGGGCUUUUGUGGCCACCUGGGACCAUGUGGCCUAUUACGGCUCCACCAGCAACAAGGGAAACACCUUCCAAGCCGCCCUGACCACCGACACCAAAAUGUCCUUCAUCAUCCUCAAUUACGCCGACAUCCAGUGGACUUCCGGGUUGGCGAGCGGUGGCGACCCUGACACAGGUCUUGGAGGCACCCCAGCCCACGCCGGCUUCAACAGCGGCGACGAAAGCAACUUCUACAACAUCCCCGGCUCCCGCACGGAGGCCAUCAUCAACAUCACGAAGACCUCCAACGUCAACGUGCCGGGGCGCUGGGUCUUCCAGGUGGACAAGUUCAAGGUGACGGGGGUGCCCACCGAGGAGCCCAAGAUUCCCGACAGCAAAAGUUGCUGGCUGUAAGUUGUGUUUUUGAGGGGCUGGGCCGAGAAAAAAAAGGAGGGAGGAUUGCAAAAACUGGGACGCGGGACCCCCGUUUCACCUUCUCCGAAGUCGUUUUGGCCACCAUUCCCCGGCUCGGAUGAGCCCUGCUUCCUUCCUGCAGAUAAAACCGGCACAUCCAAAUGGGAGGGACCGUCUCCGCUCUCCCCCCACCCCCCGAGGGAGGGAGCCGCACGGCUGGAUGUGACGACCUGUAGCAGAGC